AUGGUGCCCGAUAAACAGGGGCUGCGAGAUGAGACCCUCACCCUCAUUUCCGCAGGAAAUGGCAAUACAGGUAUUCCAAAUACGGUCACCCUACUUUACAUUGUUUACAACCAAGAAAUUCAGGACCGGUUGUUGGCCCAGUUGAAGACGGUGAUGCUACGGCCGGACUCUCAUGUGAACUACAGCAAACUAGAGCAGCUGCCAUAUCUAACAGAGGUAAUCAAGAAAGGUUUACGAUAUUCAUCUCCUGCCGACUCACGCACACCACGUCUAGUCCUCCCACGGGGAGUCCAUCUUCCUGACAGCCGAUUUAUCCCCGAAGGGGACUCGCGUGUGAAUGGCAAUUUACCACACCCGCUACAACGAGACACUCUUUGA
Molecule: messenger RNA, 378 nt
Organism: Talaromyces proteolyticus
Lineage: Eukaryota; Fungi; Ascomycota; Eurotiomycetes; Eurotiales; Trichocomaceae
Product: cytochrome P450
Exons: 2
Coding region: 1-378 (125 amino acids)
Molecular function (GO): monooxygenase activity; oxidoreductase activity, acting on paired donors, with incorporation or reduction of molecular oxygen; heme binding
Source: RefSeq, a predicted model, not a curated record